AUGCAAAAUUUACUAUUUUAUGGCGCUGCGAGUGCCGCCAUAGCAGUGGCCACACUGACACAUAGCGGCGUGGCGAGCUUAAGCCACGACUCGAACGUUAUAUGGAAUAACAACAAUAACAACGUACUACAGCAAGCGUUAAUGGCAGAAGCAAAAACAAGUUACAGCGCUGCCACCACAAAUAACACAUUGUCAUUGUGGGAAUUGACAACGCGCGCUACAACUGCGGCCACGGCGAUAGCGGGCAUUGGCAGCGGCAGCAGCUUGACACGCAGCAGUUUGGUGGAUGAGGGCGGUGGAUAUGGCGACGGAAAUCAAGAAGUUAGCGGCGAUGGUGGAGUCGUCGCGUAUGUUGACAGCUUAAUGCAAGCCUUAAGCACUAGCGCUAGCUUUAUGUAUAACAACAACAACAACAAUAGUAGCAACAACAGCAACAUGAGUAGCAGCAGCAGCAACGUUACAGUGGUCAACGAAACGCCAUUUGUACCGUAUGUCAUGCGACCGGAAACGUACAUCGUGCCCGUGCUAUUUGCGCUUAUCUUCAUUGUGGGCGUGCUGGGCAAUGGCACACUGAUUGUGGUCUUCCUCGGCGUGCGACAGAUGCGCAAUGUGCCGAAUACCUACAUACUAUCGCUGGCAAUUGCCGAUCUGCUGCUCAUCCUCACCACCGUGCCGUUAACAUCCACUGUCUACACGGUGGACUCGUGGCCAUGGGGCAGCUUCCUCUGUACAUUGUCGGAAUUUAUUAAAGACGUGUCGAUUGGCGUUUCCGUUUUCACACUAACUGCACUCUCCGGAGACCGGUACUUUGCCAUAGUGGACCCAUUAAGAAAAUUCCAUGCACACGGCGGCGGCAAACGUGCCACACGCAUGACCAUCGCUAUUGCCGUGUCCAUUUGGCUGUUGGCGAUACUCUGCGCCAUGCCCGCGCUCAUCGGCACCAAUGUGAAGCAAGUGGAAAUCAAUAGCAACAAAUCAUUCGCACUUUGCUACCCCUUUCCGCAGAAGUGGGGCGUUGAGUACGCUAAAACGAUGGUCUUAAUGCGCUUUUUAGUCUACUACGCCAUUCCAUUGUGUAUAAUCGGCGCCUUUUACGUGUUGAUCGCGCGGCAUUUGAUGUACGCGGCGAGCGUGCCGGGUGAAAUGCAGGGCGCCAUGCGACAGGUGCGUGCUCGUCGAAAGGUAGCCGUAACGGUACUAGCAUUUGUGGUCAUAUUCGGAAUUUGCUUUAUGCCCUAUCACAUCUUCAUGCUUUGGUUCUAUUACUGGCCGACCGCACAGGAUGACUACAACUCCUUCUGGCAUGUUUUACGCAUCGUCGGCUUCUGCUUAUCCUUUGCCAACAGCUGCGCCAAUCCGGUGGCAUUGUAUUUUGUUAGCGGCGCCUUCCGCAAACAUUUCAAUAGAUACUUGUUUUGUCAAGGGUCUGGCGUGCGCCUCAAAAAACGACACCCACACAACGAUACGCUCUGCAUGCAUCGGGACGCAUCGCUCACUAGCACCGCAUCGAAGCGCUACUAUUCAUCGACGCGACGCUCUACAUGCCAUCAUCACAGCACCGUGCGAAGUCGCUUGCAAGAGACCACCAUCACCAUUAUGGCGAAUGGCAGUCAAAAUGGUGGACCGCUCACCGAUGUCUCCGAUGUUGCUUUGGCCAGUGAAUUUUGCGAUCACACAACGCACUACCAACAUCAACAACACCAACAACAACCGUUGCAACAGUCUUCACAACAGCAACAACAAUAUCAACGUCAAUUGUCAUUUAUGUGAGGUAGCCAGUGGGAGGUUGACAA
Bactrocera tryoni is the source of this 1793-nucleotide messenger RNA. RefSeq names its product neuropeptide CCHamide-1 receptor. NCBI's taxonomy places the organism in Eukaryota, Metazoa, Arthropoda, Insecta, Diptera, Tephritidae. Gene Ontology annotation, molecular function: G protein-coupled peptide receptor activity. Gene Ontology annotation, biological process: G protein-coupled receptor signaling pathway. Gene Ontology annotation, cellular component: membrane. The coding region runs from base 1 to 1770 and encodes 589 amino acids. The record is from RefSeq and is a predicted model, not a curated record. The transcript is spliced from 8 exons.